Symphalangus syndactylus (siamang) is the source of this 1753-nucleotide messenger RNA. RefSeq names its product opsin 4 (gene OPN4). Gene Ontology annotation, cellular component: membrane. The record is from RefSeq and is a predicted model, not a curated record. NCBI's taxonomy places the organism in Eukaryota, Metazoa, Chordata, Mammalia, Primates, Hylobatidae. Gene Ontology annotation, biological process: visual perception; G protein-coupled receptor signaling pathway. Gene Ontology annotation, molecular function: G protein-coupled receptor activity.
UGUGAGUCACCGUAAUUGCGACACUCACUCCUUUGCGCUUCACCAGACACAGAGCAACUGCCAGCCCCAAGAGCAGCUCCAGGCUGGAUCUGCACCGGACACAGGAGAAAGCAGCGGGCAGGCUGAGCAGGGGUGCUGAGGAUGGAGGAAAGUUGGGAGGCUGAGCACAGCUGAAGUCCUGAGCUCCCUGUGCCCUUGACUUCUCUGUGGGCUCAAGCAAGGACCAUCCCAACUCAGGAUGAACCCUCCUUCGGGGCCAAGAGUCCCGCCGAGCCCAACCCAGGAGCCCAGCUGCAUGGCCACCCCAGCCCCACCCAGUCAGUGGGACAGCUCCCAGAGCAGCAUCUCCAGCCUGGGCCAGCUUCCAUCCACCAGUCCCACGGCAGCUGGGACUCGGGCUGCUGCCUGGGUCCCCUUCCCCACGGUGGAUGUUCCAGACCAUGCCCACUAUACCCUGGGCACAGUGAUCUUGCUGGUGGGACUCACGGGGAUGCUGGGCAACCUGACGGUCAUCUAUACCUUCUGCAGAGCUGUGCUUCUUGGAGUCACUGUGAUGAUGCAGAGCAGAGGCCUCCGGACACCUGCCAACAUGUUCAUUAUCAACCUCGCAGUCAGCGACUUCCUCAUGUCCUUCACCCAGGCCCCUGUCUUCUUCACCAGUAGCCUCUAUAAGCAGUGGCUCUUUGGGGAGACAGGCUGCGAGUUCUAUGCCUUCUGUGGAGCUCUGUUUGGCAUUUCCUCCAUGAUCACCCUGACGGCCAUCGCCCUGGACCGCUACCUGGUAAUCACACGCCCGCUGGCCACCAUUGGUGUGGCGUCCAAGAGGCGUGCAGCAUUUGUCCUGCUGGGCGUUUGGCUCUAUGCCCUGGCCUGGAGUCUGCCACCCUUCUUUGGUUGGAGCGCCUACGUGCCCGAGGGGUUGCUGACAUCCUGCUCCUGGGACUACAUGAGCUUCACGCCGGCCGUGCGUGCCUACACCAUGCUUCUCUGCUGCUUCGUGUUCUUCCUCCCUCUGCUUAUCAUCAUCUACUGCUACAUCUUCAUCUUCAGGGCCAUCCGGGAGACAGGACGGGCUCUCCAGACCUUCGGGGCCUGCAAGGGCAAUGGCGAGUCCCUGUGGCAGCGGCAGCGGCUGCAGAGCGAGUGCAAGAUGGCCAAGAUCAUGCUGCUGGUCAUCCUCCUCUUCGUGCUCUCCUGGGCUCCCUAUUCCACUGUGGCCCUGGUGGCCUUUGCUGGGUACGCACACGUCCUGACACCCUACAUGAGCUCGGUGCCAGCCGUCAUCGCCAAGGCCUCUGCAAUCCACAACCCCAUCAUUUACGCCAUCACCCACCCCAAGUACAGGGUGGCCAUUGCCCAGCACCUGCCCUGCCUGGGGGUGCUGCUGGGUGUAUCACGCCGACACAGUCGCCCCUACCCCAGCUACCGCUCCACCCACCGUUCCACACUGAUCAGCCACACCUCCAACCUCAGCUGGAUCUCCGGACGGAGGCGCCAGGAGUCCCUGGGCUCAGAGAGUGAGGUGGGCUGGACACACAUGGAGGCAGCAGCUGUGUGGGGAGCUGCCCAGCAAGUGAAUGGGCAGUCCCUCUACGGUCAGGAUCUGGAGGACUUGGAAGCCAAGGCACCCCCCAGACCCCAGGGGCAGGAAGCAGAGACUCCAGGGAAGACCAAGGGGCUGAUCCCCAGCCAGGACCCCAGGAUGUAGGACGCCCACUGGCUCUCCCUUUCUUCUGGGACACAUCCAGCCCCC